AUGGCCAAUACUGAGCGUGUUAUAAAACACGUUAUUCAAGAAAAGUUGGCGUUUACACUGGUGGUUAAUAAAGUGGAUAGGCUGAUUUUGGAACUGAAAUUGCCUCCAAAUGAUGCAUAUUAUAAGCUAAAGCAUACAAUAGAAGAUGUUAACACUAUCAUUAGGUGGCAGGACCUCCGCGUGUCUCCUGAACGCGGAAAUGUUUGUUUUGCGUCCAGUCAGAUGGGAUGGUGCUUCACCCUAAAGUCUUUUGCAAAGCUAUAUGCCGAUUCAUAUAGUGGUUUGAAUGCCGAAGAAUUUGCAAAACGGUUGUGGGGUGACAUAUACUUCAACCCGGUCAAACGAACUUUUAGUAGAAAGAGCUUAGAAAGCAAAAGUGAAAAUGAGGCAACCUUGAAACGAACAUUGGCGUCAAUGGGCAUUCAUUUGAAGGCAUCUCAUUUUCAACUGGACGUGAAACCCCUAUUACGAAUAGUCUUGGACCAAUUUUUUGGUCCAGCCACUGGCUUUGUUGAAAUGGUAGUUCAGCACAUUCCUUCACCAGAGAAAAAUGCUAUAAGCAAGCAUACUUAUACCGGGCCAAUGGACACAAAUGUGGCUGAAGCAAUGCGCGAAUGUGAUUCUGACGGUCCAUUGAUGAUCUACAUCACUAAACUAUACAAUUCAUCCGAUGUAUCAAAGUUUGAUGCAUUUGGUCGAAUAAUGAGUGGAACUGUUAGAAAAGGUCAAGCUGUGAGGGUACUUGGUGAAGGUUAUUCGGUUGAGGAUGAAGAGGACAUGACGAUACAAGAUGUCUCGAAUGUGUGGAUAUUCGAAUCUAGAUACAGAAUAGAGGUUGAUGGCGCACCCGCGGGCAAUUGGGUCCUUCUAGGUGGGAUCGAUAAUUCAAUUGUGAAAACGGCGACUAUCACAAAUAAGGACGCUGAAGAAGACAAAUAUAUAUUUCGACCUUUGUCCUUUAUCACAACGGCCGUUCUCAAAGUAGCCGUGGAGCCGGUGAAUCCAUCGGAAUUACCAAAAAUGUUGGACGGGUUAAGAAAAAUCAAUAAAAGCUACGCCAUUCUUAUUACGAAGGUCGAGGAAUCAGGCGAACAUAUUAUUCUUGGUACAGGAGAAUUGUAUUUAGAUUGUGUUUUGCAUGAUCUUCGUAGGAUGUACGCCGAGAUUGAGCUCAAGGUUUCUGACCCUGUUGUUAGAUUCUGUGAAACGGUCGUAGAAACUUCUGCUCUAAAAUGUUUCGCAGAAACCCCAAACAAAAAAAAUAAGUUGACCAUGAUAGCCGAGCCCUUGGAGAAGGGCAUUGCUGAGGAUAUCGAAGUUGGCAAAGUGAACAUCAAAUGGCCAGUUAAAGAAAUUGCAAAACUAUUUGAAGAAAAAUAUAUGUGGGAUCCCUUAGCAUCACGAUCAAUAUGGGCGUUUGGGCCCGACGAAAAUGGACCUAACAUUUUGCUCGACGACACUCUUCCCACCGAGGUGGAUAAAAAUUUACUAAACAGUGUCAAAGAUUCAAUACGUCAAGGUUUUCAAUGGGGUACACGGGAGGGGCCUUUGUGCGAUGAACCACCAGAACCUAUAUACCGCGGUGGUGGUCAGAUAAUUCCUACUGCACGUCGUGCAACACCUAGAUUGAUGGAACCUGUGUAUUACGUUGAAAUCCAGGCUCCGGCCGACUGCGUUCAAUUACUAAUGUCAACCUAUCUCAGAGGGCAUGUAACUCAAGAUGUACCAAAAGCUGGAUCACCGUUGUACACGGUUAAGGCUUACAUUCCUGUUAUAGAGGCCAAUGGGUUUGAAACAGACAUGAGAACUCAUACACAGGGUCAAGCAUUUUGCCAACAGAUAUUUGACCACUGGCAGAUUGUUCCCGGUGAUCCGUUGGAUAAAAGUAUAGUUCUUCGCCCCUUAGAGCCCAGCCCGGCUCAACAUUUAGCAAGAGAUUUUAUGGUCAAGACUCGAAGAAGAAAAGGGUUGUCUGAGGACGUCUCAGUCAACAAAUUUUUCGACGAUCCGUUGUUGCUGGCCAUUGCACAAUCAGAUGUUCUGG
Molecule: messenger RNA, 2044 nt
Organism: Acaulospora colombiana
Lineage: Eukaryota; Fungi; Glomeromycota; Glomeromycetes; Diversisporales; Acaulosporaceae
Source: the annotation of a GenBank genome assembly